Molecule: messenger RNA, 2244 nt
Organism: Microthlaspi erraticum
Lineage: Eukaryota; Viridiplantae; Streptophyta; Magnoliopsida; Brassicales; Brassicaceae
Source: the annotation of a GenBank genome assembly
AUGGGUAAGCAGAGAAACGCCGGAAAGUUUGGUCUCCGUGACAUCACGGAUGCAGAGAUGGAAUCACUAGGCAGCUUCUGCGAAGCCAUCUUGCCUCCACUUCCCCCGCCGGAAGAAUAUUCCGGCGAACAUGAUCACCAUCCGAACAAAGAGGCUCUCCGGUCGUUUUACACAACUUCCGGAUCUCAAACUCCGAUUCUUCGCCAGACGAUUGAGCUGAUAUUUAGACGAGGGACGAUAGAAGCUUUGCUUUUGUCGAGACUUGUUCUGUUCUUGCUUGCUACACGGCUUGGGACGUUGAUUGUUUGUGGGAACGAAUGUUUGGUCAAGAAAUGGCCUUUCGUUGAGAAAUUCAGUGAGCUCUCGUUGGAGAAGAGGGAGAGAGCGAUUCAGAAACAGUUCAGGAAUUGGGUUUUGACUCCCAUUAGAGCUGCUUUAGUCUACAUCAAAGUCGCCUUCCUCUUCUGUUUCUUCUCCAGGGUAAGUCCAAACGGAGAAAACCCAGCUUGGGAAGCAAUAGGUUAUCGCGCAAACCUCAACGAGAAAACACCUUCUGAAACUCAGAAACAGAGACCUCUUGAGAAAGGGAUAGUGGAGACAGUGAAAGAAACAGAGCAAACCCUCAUCGAAUCACUUGUACAGAAAGGCCUAGAAGUUGACCACGACACAGACAACGACGCGAUCACAAUCAAAUGCGACGCUGUUGUUAUCGGCUCCGGCUCAGGAGGAGGCGUAGCAGCUUCAGUUCUAGCAAAAGCUGGUUUGAAAGUGGUUGUCAUGGAGAAAGGAAGCUACUUUACGCUGUCUGAUUAUCCUCCUUUUGAAGGUCAUGGCUUGGAUAAGCUCUACGAAAACGGAGGGAUCCUUCCAAGUGUUGAUGGGAACAUCAUGAUCUUGGCCGGAGCAACCGUAGGCGGUGGAUCAGCUGUGAAUUGGUCUGCUUGUAUCAAAACGCCGAGAUCGGUGAUUCAAGAAUGGUCAGAGGAGCUAAAGAUCCCUCUUUUCGCUGCGGAAGAGUAUGUUUCGGCUAUGGACUUCGUGUGGAAGAGGAUGGGUGUGAUGGAGAGGUGCGAGAAGGAAGGGUUUCAGAAUCAGAUUCUGAGGAAAGGCUGCGAGAAUCUAGGGUUUAAUGUGGAAAACGUGGCGCGCAAUUCAUCGGAGAGUCAUUACUGUGGAUCUUGCGGGUAUGGAUGCAGACAAGGAGACAAGAAAGGAAGCGACCGGACUUGGCUCGUCGACGCGGUGAGCCACGGAGCUGUGGUUUUAACCGGAUGUAAAGCGGAGAGAUUCAUACUCGAAAAGAACAGUGAAAGCAAAAACAGAGGAGGCAAGAAGUUGAAAUGUUUGGGAGUGAUGGCGAAAUCUUUAAACGGGAACAUAUCCAAGAAGAUAAAGAUCGAAGCUAGAGUAACGGUUUCGGCUGCUGGUUCUCUCUUGACACCUCCAUUGAUGAUCUCAAGCGGGUUGAAGAACAAACACAUCGGUAAAAACCUUCAUUUACAUCCUGUUCUCAUGUCUUGGGGUUACUUCCCGGACAAGGCAUCUUCUGACUUGACCGUCAAGGGAAAGUCUUACGAAGGAGGGAUCAUAACAUCGGUGAGCAAAGUGUUUUCAGAGGAUUCAGAAGUUAGAGCCAUCAUAGAGACACCGUCACUAGGACCAUCUUCGUUCUCAGUGCUAUGUCCUUGGACCUCAGGAGCUGACAUGAAGAGAAGAAUGUCAAGAUACUCAAGAACCGCGAAUCUGAUUACGAUAGUUAGAGAUAUCGGUUCUGGAGAGGUGAGAACGGAAGGGAGAAUAAGCUAUACUGUGGAUAAAACCGAUAAAGAGAAUCUCAAAGCCGGGCUUAGACAGUCUUUGAGGAUACUGAUUGCAGCUGGAGCUGAGGAAGUGGGGACUCACAGAAGCGACGGGCAGAGAUUGAUGUGUAAAGGUGUUGAUGAGAAGUCGAUUGAGGAGUUUUUGGACUCGGUGAAUGCAGAGGAAGGACCUAAAGCGAUGACUGAGAAUUGGAGUGUGUAUAGCUCAGCUCAUCAGAUGGGAAGCUGUAGGAUUGGAGAGGAUGAAGAGGAAGGAGCGAUUGAUUUGAAUGGAGAGAGUUGGGAAGCUGAGAGGUUGUUUGUGUGCGAUGGAAGUGCGUUGCCUAGUGCUGUUGGUGUUAAUCCUAUGAUCACGAUUAUGUCUACGGCUUAUUGUAUAUCCACAGGAAUUGCUAAGUCCAUGACCACAGGUUUAUCACGUUGA